Messenger RNA from Anolis carolinensis (green anole), 5308 nucleotides. Its product is annotated as hepatic lectin. Gene Ontology annotation, molecular function: signaling receptor activity. NCBI's taxonomy places the organism in Eukaryota, Metazoa, Chordata, Lepidosauria, Squamata, Anolidae. The transcript has 8 exons. The record is from RefSeq and is a predicted model, not a curated record. The coding region runs from base 655 to 1812 and encodes 385 amino acids.
AAAAAAUGGCACCAGUUUUCCCCAAUCAGCUCUAGUUUUUUUUAGAUACAGAACAUAUGGCAUCCACCAGUCGCUAUCUGCUAACCCACAGGAAACCAUGAUAACCAUAUUUAGAAAACUAGAGCAGAUGCGGUCUGUUCAAUGCAGUUCUCUGAGGCCUAAAACCCAAGACACCAUGAUUUUUUGGGUUGUGUGAUAUUUAGCAAACAUAUAUAUGGUAACAGAAUUUUUUUGAUCAAAACUCUUGUCUAGAGCUUGGAAAAUAGACCUUUUGAAUAACUUUUGACUAGCCAUGAUGGCUGGGGGGGGGGGUGUUGGUGGAUUCUGAUCAUUCUUAUGAAAAGUUUUCAUACUUGUUACUAAACGAGCAGCAUUUCCUGGCUCUAUGCGGUCACUGGAUCUGAAGUUUUGGCCAUCAGACUCUUGUGGGGAGCUACCAUAAUCUACUUCAGGACACAUGGCAGGAGUGUGGGAAGAGUUUCCGUCAUUAGACUCUGCAAUAACUAGGAGCUUUGGGCGGCUCUUCCUUCAUUUCUGUCACACAGAAAUCAGCCGUGGCUUUUUGUGGAAUCCUUCUGCAUCUUGUUUGCUGCCCACUGAUCAGCUGGCAAAUAUAUUAUUACACUUCAGGACUCUGGAAAGGAGCAUGUCUAUAUGAGAAUGGCGUCGUGGAAGGGACUCUAUGUCAAUGUGGAGGCACAUGAACAUGGGAUAGAGGAGCCAAGGAACCACGAGCCAAAAAGCCAGCCAGGUAUCAAGGAGCAACCUGAGGAAGACAGUUUAUAUGAGGCUGUUGACCCCGCAACCAGAUUAGAAGCGAAGCAAAGAGAACCAGUGCCUCCCACAUCGUCUCCAGCCAGGACACCAACAUGCUCACGAAAGGUGAUUUUACUCACUGGUGCUGCUCUACUGGCCAUAUCCAUGUUCCUGAAUGUGCUGCUGCUCACAAUGGGAACUGUGCAUUAUUCUAAAAUGGGUGAUACUUUGGAGCAAGUCCGAAAUGAGAACAAGCGACUUCAGGAGACAGUUUCCAGCUCUUUCUUGCUUUACAAUGAGAAUAAAAACGUUUGUGCAACAAACGGGGAAGAAAACUAUCUCACAGCAGUUUCCUGUAGUUCUGAUGUCCGUGCCCAGCAUUUUCAGCUGCUCUUCAGUGGCCUUCUUCGUCAUGUGGCUUCAGGACUUUGUGUGGCAGCCCAAGAGAGAAGAAGCAGAAAGGCACUCCUUCUGAAGCCCUGCAAACCACAGAGCUCCCUCCAGCACUGGACAUGCCGCGACCAUGACCUCCUGGCCCUCAAGGGCUCUGAUCUGUAUUUCAACUAUGGAAACAGUGUUCGUCAGCGAGUGAUACUCUUUGAUGGCAGUGGGCCUUGGAGUCGCUGGCUCAUCUAUGGAACCCACAGCAGCAUCUGCAACUCUUGCACUCCCUUGGGCAGGGACUGGAAUGCCUUUCAAGAGAGCUACUAUUUCUUCUCACAUACUCCGGGGAGUUGGGACGUAGCCAACCAGUCAUGCACUUCCAUGGGAUCCCACCUGUUGACCAUCAACAGUGCAGAGGAGAAGGAUUACGUUGCAAAUGUCAUGAAAAUUACUUCCUACUGGAUUGGACUCACCGAUCAAGAACUCGAAGGUGACUGGAAAUGGGUUGAUGGAACAAAAGCAGAACGUGAAAAGAGCUAUUGGCAUUCUUCUGAGCCCGGCGGCGGAAAAAGUGAGAAUUGUGCCAUGGUGAGCCAUGCUCUAUGGUAUGAUUGCCCCUGCAAAGAGAGAUAUCACUGGAUCUGCAAGAGGAGGAUUCGUCCAAUGACGUGAAGUAUUGUUGUCCUCUACUGAGCAUUCAGGCACCUGAGAAUCACAACAUUUGUAGAGGUAGAGGUCAUGCGGGUUCCAGCUGACCUGCAUGACUGCUCAGCGUUUAACUUCUCCUGGUCAUAUGCUAAGAAAACUGAGUGUAUUGCUAAGGAAGCCCUACAGCGAUUACAAAAUCGAAGAUUCACUCAUUUCAUAGAAACACAUGUAUUAUGCAUAUACCGUGUUUCCCCGAAAAUAAGACAGUGUCUUAUAUUAAUUUUUGCUCCCAAAGAUGCACUAGGUCUUAUUUUCAGGGGAUGUCUUAUUUUUCCAUGAAGAAGAAUUCACAUUUAUUGUUGAACAAAAAUAAAUAAAUUAUUAUAUACUGUACAGUAGUUGUCAUCGCAAACCAGCAUAACCAGACAAACUGUGAAUCCUAUCAAGAAUUUCUUGUUACUACCAAUAUUUCCAUGUACAACACUCUAUGGUACGUACAUUUACCAAUCCUGCAUGCUCUGGUGUUCUGUUUGGCGGGCAUGCUUCCAAACAAAAACUUUGCUAGGUCUUACUUUUGGGGGAGGCCUUAUAUUUAGCAAUUCAGCAAAACCUCUACUGGGUCUUAUUUUCUGGAGAUGUCUUAUUUUAGACGAAACAGGGUAUUUUCUGUUAACUUUUUAGAAACAUAGAACCUUAACGUUGGAAGAGAUCCAUCCUGCCAUGCAGGAGCACACAAUCAAAACACUCCUGACAGAUGGUAACUAUCCUUUGCUUAAAAAUCUCCAGAGAAGGAGGCAACAUAUUCCACUCCAGGCAACGUAUUUCAUUCCAGAACAACUUACUGUCAGGAAGUUCUUCUACUGUUUAAGCAGAAUCACUUUUGCUGCAGUUUGAAUCCCUUGCUCCAUAUCCUAGCCUUUUCUCCAAGCUAAACAUACCCAGCCAUUCCUCAUAGGGCUUGGCUUCAAAACCUUAGAUCAUUUUUACUUCCCCAUUUUCUGGACACAUUCUAGUUUGUCAAUAUCCUUCCUGAAUUAUGGUUCCCAGAACUGAAUACAAUAUUCCAGGUGAAAUCUGACCAAAGCAGUGGGCUGCGGGCUGUGGCGCAGCUGGCUAGUAACCAGCUGCAAUAAAUCACUACCGACCGAGAGGUCAUGAGUUCGAAGCCCGGGUCGGGUUAAGCCCCCGACCAUUAAACAGCCCGGCUUGCUGUUGACCUAUGCAGCCCCGAAAGACAGUUGCAUCUGUCAAGUAGGGAAAUUUAGGUACGCUUUAUGCAGGAGGCUAAUUUAACUAAUUUACAACAUCAUAAAAACUGCCAGCAAAACAUGAGGAAAGGAAUGAGGAAGUACAGCCACUAGUGGACAGUGAAGCAACAGCUCCCCCUGUGGCCAGAAUCGUGAAGCUGGAAAAAAAUGUUAAAUGCCUCUGUGUCUGUCUAUAUAUGUUGUUUGUCUGUUGGCAUUGCAUGUUUGCCAUAUAUGUGUUCAUUGUAAUCCGCCCUGAGACCCCUUUGGGGUGAGACGGGCGAAAUAUAAAUACUGUAAAUAAAAUAAAUAAAUUUGCUUCAGUCUAGGCCAGUGGUUCUCAACCUGUGGGCCCUUAGGUGUUUUGGCCUAUAACUCUCAGAAAUCCCAGCCAGUUUACCAGCUGUUAGGAUUUCUGGGAGUUGAAGGCCAAAACAUCUGGGGACCCACAGGUUGAGAACCACUGGUCUAGGCACUAUACCUAGAAUAGCUUUGGCUUUUUUUAGGUGCUGCAUCACACUGUUGACUCAUGUUCAGCUUAUGGUCUAUUAGAGAUGGGGGAUGGUGGUGGGGGAAGAGAAGGGAUCUAUGUUAAUUGCUGUAAUAACAUGUUUCAUGCAUAUGUCUAUGUUUGAUGUUUUUAUAGUUUUAAAGGUUUUAAUCUACAGUUAUAUGUUUUUGAUUUAGAUAUGUGAUAUAUUUUAUAUAUAUGUAAGGCAUUGAAUUUUGCCAUUUAUUAUGUUGUAAACCGCUUGAGUCCCCCCAGGGGUGAGAAAAGCGGUAUAGAAAUAAGUUAAUAAUAAUAAUAAUAAUAAUAAUAAUAAUAAUAAUAAUAAGACAAGUAGGUGCCACCCAUCCUAUAUUUGUGCAUUUCAUUUUUAUUGCCAAAAUGUAGUACUGUACAUUUUUCCCUGUCGAAAUUCAUUUUGUAAGUUUUGGUCCAGCUCUCUAAUCUGUUAAGGUGAUUUUGGAUUCUGAUCAUGUCCUCUGGGGUAUUACUAUCCCUCCCAGUUUGAUGUCAUCUGCAAAUUUGAUAAGCAUGCCCCACAAAUCUUCAUUGAAGUCAUUGAUAAAGAUGUUGAACAGCACUGGACCCAAGACCGAACCUUGGGGCAACCCUCUGGUCACUUUUCUGCAGGAUUUUUUUUUUUUUAUCGUGUCAGAAGCGACUUGGGAACAUACUGCAAGUCGCUUCUGGUUUGAGAGAAUUGGCAGUAUGCAGAGACAUUGCCCAGGGGAUGCUCAGAUGUAUUACCAUCCUGCUGGGAGGCUUCUAUCAUGUCCCUGCAAGCAAGAGCUGACAUAUGGGAGCUCACCCUGUCUUGCGGAUUCGAACUGGCAACCUUCAGGUCAGCAACCCAACCCUCUAUUCUUAAGCAUCCUUUGGAUUUGGCGAGUUAACCGAUUCCCAAUCCAUCUAACAGUAGCAUUCUUUAGUCCACUGCUUUUAAAACUGUGAUUCCCAAUCCCAAAUUGGGUCCCUUUAGCUCAAUGCUGAGGUCCUGAAAAAAUUGGCAACAGUAAACUUUUUCUGAACAUCACCAACUAGGGGCCUUUUUAGACAUUUACAUGAAUUUGUUGUGUAGUGUUUGCAAUAGAUUCUGCAGAAGAUGCUUCAUCUGUACUUCAUAAGACAUUUACAUGAAUCUGUUGUGCAGUGUUUGCAAUAGAUUCUGCAGAAGAUGCUUCAUCCGUACUUCAUAAGACAAUUACAUGAAUCUGUUGUGCAGUGUUUGCAAUAGAUUCUGCAGAAGAUGCUUCAUCUGUACUUCAUAAAAUGGGAAAUCAGCCUGUUUAGCAAGUCUUGCAAAUGCUGACUUUUAAUCAAAAGAUAUUUUUACCUAUAUAUCAUGUAAAAUUUUCGCAGGUCAAAAGGGCUGCAGGUGGAAAAGUUUUAAAAGCCCUGGCCUAGCCCACAUUUUACUAGUUAAUUUGCAAGAAUAACUCAAGUUUAGUUGGUGAUUGUCCUUCUUAAAAUAUACUGUUCUGGAUUGAACACUGGAUUCUAGAUCUGGAGAAUAGUCUUGUUAGUCAAGUCAGCCAUGAUAUACAUUUGCAAUGCUAACUGAAACAUGGAACCUUGUGAUAAAAUAUGUGAGAAACUAAAUGUGUGACUCUUAAAUGUGAGGUUUGAAUUGCUUGAACCUCUUCAAACAAGAAUCUUUGUCUCCAUGUAUUUGUUAAUGGUGAUACUUUGAAAUGCUAUCCUGUAAAUAUGCAUUUUAUGUGAUUUUGUAACUUUUUUAUUUUUGUGAUAAACUUGAGAAAGCAAU